AUGGCGUUUCGUUCGGCGCUCUUCCUGGUCGUGCAGUGUUUGGUGUUGCAAAGUGUAUAUACCGACGCGAUGGCCAGCGAAAUCAAUAGCACGGUCCAUAUUCGAGACUUCACCAACGAGAACCUAACCGCACCGGGAAGAUUUGCUUGGAACGAAAGUCUGAUGAUCGAUCCGAACGGAUUCAUUGGAAAGGCACCAUUGCUGAACAGUGGCGUGUGGAGUUGGAUCACGACCGUCUUCGGUAUGCCGAUCUUUAGCGUAUUUGCCUACCGGGCAGCGCCUCGCAACUGUCCACCCUGCUCUUGUGGUACGGGCACGAACAACUCAAAGAUUGUCGGAGGUCAUGAAGCUGAGAUCGGCCAUUAUCCGUGGAUGGCAGCACUUUAUUACAACAACCGGUUCAUCUGCGGAGGAUCCCUGAUCAACGAUCGGUAUGUCCUGACGGCGGCACACUGUGUGUUUGGUAGCGAUCGGUCGCUUUUCCGUGUGAAGUUGCUGAUGCACGAUCGCACCGUACCCAAGGAGGAUUCAUUCGAGCGGAAGGUGUCCUACAUAAUGACCAACUGGUUCUUGAACGUGCUUGUGUUCAUUACCAACGACGUUGCGCUACUGAAACUGAGUGAACCGGUUCCUCUUGGCGAAACGAUAGUACCAGUAUGCUUGCCACCGGAAGGCAAUACGUACGCAGGACAGGAGGGUAUCGUGACUGGAUGGGGCAAGCUUGGCGAUGGGACGUUCCCUAUGCGCCUGCAGGAAGUGCACGUCCCGAUUCUGGCCAAUGAAGAGUGCCACAACCAAACACAAUACUUCCGGUUCCAGAUCAACGAUCGCAUGAUGUGUGCUGGGAUUCCCGAGGGCGGCAAAGAUUCCUGUCAAGGCGAUAGUGGAGGUCCAAUGCAUGUGUUUGAUGCCGAAGCAAACCGGUUCGUGAUUGCGGGCGUCGUUUCAUGGGGCUUCGGAUGUGCACAGCCCCGAUUUCCGGGCAUAUAUGCGCGAGUGAACCGAUUCAUUUCCUGGAUUAACUUCAAUACCAGAGACGCGUGUACGUGCAAGUGA
Messenger RNA from Anopheles marshallii, 1056 nucleotides. Its product is annotated as trypsin-1-like. Lineage: Eukaryota; Metazoa; Arthropoda; Insecta; Diptera; Culicidae. Gene Ontology annotation, molecular function: serine-type endopeptidase activity. The record is from RefSeq and is a predicted model, not a curated record. The transcript has 3 exons. Bases 1 to 1056 code for a protein of 351 amino acids. Gene Ontology annotation, biological process: proteolysis.